AUGGAGGUUAGAAACAAGGAAGACAGUGGAUCCGGGGUUGACGAUGCGCCAACCGAAGAGCCAAGCACUGGCGGCUUCACUCUACUCAUGACCGUCACAGCCUUGGCUAUGAGCAUGUUUUUGACCAUUGUCGCAACUGCAAUUCCAAAAAUAACAGACGAGUUUGGUGGGAUCGAAGACGAGGGUUGGUACGGAUCGGCGUUUUUCAUAACUUUGGGGAGCUUUCAGGCCGCGUGGGGGAAAGCAUACAAGUACUUUCCGCUGAAGACAUCCUUCUUGUUGUCCAUCUUUCUCUUUGAGGUUGGAAGUUUGAUUUGCGGUGUCGCACCAAAUAGCCUUGCGCUUUGUAUUGGACGGGCUAUCACCGGCGUCGGAGGCGCUGGAAUUUCUUCGGGUGCCUUUACCAUUAUCGCAUUAUCUGCACCACCUAAACAGCGGCCAGCAUAUAUCGGAAUACUGGGUGCCUCAUAUGGAGUUGCCGCGGCCAUUGGACCUCUCGUUGGCGGUGCAUUCACGACGAAUAUUACCUGGCGGUGGUGUUUUUAUAUCAAUCUACCGAUUGGCGGACUGGCAGCCGGGAUCAUCCUAUUCUUCUACCGACCUCCUCCUCCCUUGCCCUUUUUAGAUACUCCACUCAAAGAGAAGUUACUCCAAAUGGACCUUGUUGGCACCUUGAUCCUUGUUUCCGCUUUGGUUUGCUAUGUCCUUGCCCUACAGUGGGGUGGAAUAUCGCUGUCGUGGGGUGAUUCUAAGGUCAUUGGAACUUUAGUUGGAUUUGUCGUGCUGUUGGCUGUCUAUGCCAUUGUGCAAUGGGUGCAGAAGGAACGCGCUGCAAUGAUCGGGCGCCUAUUCCGUCGAAAUGUGGUGGUCAUGAUGAUCUACAUUGACCUGCUAGCGGGAACCUUUUUCUUGCUAGUAUACUACUUGCCUAUCUACUUCCAGGUGGUAUCGGGUGUCUCUGCUGCUCAGAGUGGAAUCCGAAACCUGCCUUUGAUUCUUGCGCAGAGUGUUUCGACGGUCAUAUCUGGUGUUACCCUCAGCAAGUUUGGAUACCCCCAGCCUUUCCUCCUAGUUGGGGGAGUGCUCACCGCGAUUGGGUCGGGCUUGUUGUACACACUCGAGGUUAAUACCGGUUCUGGAAAAUGGAUAGGCUACCAACUGUUGGCUGGUAUUGGCAUUGGCUGGUGCUUCCAAAUUCCUGUGGUGACGGCGCAGGCAUCGGUUGCGCCGGAGGAUUUGCCGUCAGUGACGGCCAUGGUAUUGACUGUGCAAACCCUGGGGGGAUCAGUCUUCGUCUCGGCCGGCCAAUCCGCUAUGGUCAAUGUUCUUCUAAAAAACCUCCGCAGUGAGACGUCAACUGUAGACGCCGUCAAGGUUGCGAUGACAGGUGCAACGGAGCUACGCCAAAAGUUCUCCUCCGCGCAAAUGCCGUUCAUACUGACUGCUUAUAUGAACGGUCUCCAAGCAGCAUUCCUUGUGGCCGUUGUCGCCUCCAGCGUGGCUACCGUGGUCUGUUUGGCGACUCGGUGGAUUAAAUUCUCGGGCCAAACUACUGCUGUCGCCGCCGCAUAA
Molecule: messenger RNA, 1572 nt
Organism: Aspergillus oryzae RIB40
Lineage: Eukaryota; Fungi; Ascomycota; Eurotiomycetes; Eurotiales; Aspergillaceae
Product: MDR family MFS transporter
Exons: 4
Coding region: 1-1572 (523 amino acids)
Biological process (GO): transmembrane transport
Molecular function (GO): transmembrane transporter activity
Source: RefSeq, a predicted model, not a curated record